Messenger RNA from Toxorhynchites rutilus septentrionalis, 1276 nucleotides. RefSeq names its product probable transaldolase (gene Taldo). The record is from RefSeq and is a predicted model, not a curated record. Gene Ontology annotation, cellular component: intracellular anatomical structure; cytoplasm. Gene Ontology annotation, biological process: pentose-phosphate shunt, non-oxidative branch; carbohydrate metabolic process; pentose-phosphate shunt. Gene Ontology annotation, molecular function: transaldolase activity. NCBI's taxonomy places the organism in Eukaryota, Metazoa, Arthropoda, Insecta, Diptera, Culicidae. The coding region runs from base 137 to 1147 and encodes 336 amino acids. The transcript has 3 exons.
GGGUAUACACACUACGACUCCACACAGAGUCUCGGACAGUCGCGAGAAUCCAUUUCACGUUUCGUUGCUUAUCGCCGAUAAUUUGCCGUCGAAACUUUUUUUUUACGUUAUUCCGCGCUCGCAACAUCAGUCUAACAUGAGCAGUGUUGAGCCACAGAGCAAGAAAACAAAGAUGGUCUCGAGUUUGGAACAGCUGAAGCAACUGACCACCAUCGUGGCUGACACCGGUGAUUUCGAAGCGAUGAAGGUGUACAAGCCCACCGAUGCCACGACGAACCCAUCGUUGAUUCUGUCGGCUGCCGGUAUGGAACAGUACCAACACCUGAUCGACAAAGCUGUUAAACAUGGCCUGAAGCAUGGAGCCACCGAGGACGAGAGAGUUGCCGAGGCAGCGGACAUGUUGUUCGUCCUGUUUGGGUGCGAAAUCCUCAAGCUAGUUCCGGGACGUGUUUCCACCGAGAUCGACGCCAGGUUGUCCUUCAACAAGGAUGCUUCAGUGACAAAGGCACUUAAACUCGUUCAGUUGUACGAAGAAAACGGCAUCGAUAGGAAGCGUGUGCUCAUCAAGCUGGCAUCCACUUGGGAGGGUAUUCAAGCUGCCAGGGUACUCGAGAAGGAUCACGGUAUCCAUUGUAAUCUCACGCUGCUGUUUUCAUUCGCUCAGGCCGUCGCUUGUGCCGAGGCCGGUGUCACACUUAUUUCCCCAUUCGUGGGACGCAUUUUGGACUGGUACGUCUCCAACACCGACAAGAAAUCUUACGAGCCAGAGCAAGAUCCGGGUGUUGUUUCGGUCACCAAGAUCUACAACUAUUACAAGAAGUUUGGCUACAAGACGGUUGUUAUGGGUGCUUCCUUCCGCAACACUGGUGAAAUUCGUGCUUUGGCCGGAUGCGAUCUGCUAACUAUCAGCCCUAAAUUGCUUGGUGAGCUUGAGAAAAGUGAAGAGCCCAUCAAGCGGUAUUUGGACCCAGACACAGCCAAAGCUAGCAGCUUGGAGAAAAUCGAAAUGGACGAAGCCACAUUCCGUUGGAUGCUGAACGAGGAUCAAAUGUCAACCGAUAAACUCUCGGAUGGCAUCCGAAAGUUUGCCGCCGACGGGCGUAAGCUGGAAACGAUGCUCCGCGGGCUGAUCCAGCAGUCCGCUUGAAAUGAUUGCUACUUUCGUGAUAAAUGAUACAUAGUUGGUCAUAUUUUUGGGAACAUUAGCUGUUAAAGCGAACGAUUUUGUACAAUCCUUUUAGACUUCAAUAAAUAAAAAAUGGCGUUUUUCGGUUAA